Molecule: messenger RNA, 2317 nt
Organism: Aspergillus homomorphus CBS 101889
Lineage: Eukaryota; Fungi; Ascomycota; Eurotiomycetes; Eurotiales; Aspergillaceae
Gene: cprA
Product: NADPH--hemoprotein reductase cprA
Exons: 2
Coding region: 1-2088 (695 amino acids)
Cellular component (GO): cytosol
Molecular function (GO): flavin adenine dinucleotide binding; FMN binding; NADPH-hemoprotein reductase activity
Source: RefSeq, a predicted model, not a curated record
AUGGCGCAACUCGACACCCUCGAUUUGGUAGUCUUGGCGGUGCUCUUGGUGGGUAGCGUUGCCUACUUCACCAAGGGGACUUACUGGGCUGUUGCCAAAGACCCUUAUGCCUCGUCCGGUCCCGCCCUAAAUGGUGCCGCCAAAGCCGGCAAAUCCAGGAAUAUUAUCGAGAAAUUGGAAGAAACAGGCAAGAAUUGUGUCAUUUUCUAUGGAUCGCAGACUGGAACCGCAGAGGACUAUGCCUCUCGAUUGGCAAAGGAAGGAUCUCAGCGAUUUGGCCUCAAGACCAUGGUCGCUGAUCUUGAGGAUUAUGACUAUGAGAAUCUGGACCAGUUCCCUGAAGACAAGGUUGCGUUUUUCGUUUUGGCCACGUACGGCGAAGGUGAACCCACCGACAACGCUGUUGAGUUCUAUCAGUUCCUCACCGGUGAGGAUGUCGCUUUCGAGAGUGGCGCUUCCGCCGAAGACAAGCCGCUGUCAUCCCUCAAGUAUGUCGCUUUUGGUCUGGGUAACAACACCUACGAACACUACAAUUCAAUGGUCCGCAACGUGGAUGCCGCUUUCCAGAAGCUCGGUGCUCAGCGAAUCGGUGCCGCUGGUGAAGGUGACGACGGCGCUGGUACUAUGGAAGAAGACUUUUUGGCCUGGAAAGAGCCCAUGUGGGCGGCACUGUCUGAAGCAAUUGGUCUAGAGGAGCGGGAGGCCGAGUACGAGCCCGUCUUCUCCGUCACCGAAGAUGAGUCCCUGAGCCCUGAGGAUGAGACUGUCUACCUUGGCGAAGCCACCAAGGGUCAUCUUGAAGGUACUCCCAAAGGCCCGUUCUCUGCCCACAACCCUUACAUCGCCCCCAUCGUCGAGUCCCGCGAGCUUUUCACCGUCAAGGACCGUAAUUGUCUGCACAUGGAGAUUAGCAUUGCUGGAAGCAACUUGUCGUAUCAAACCGGUGAUCACAUUGCCAUUUGGCCCACCAACGCUGGUGCGGAAGUCGAUCGGUUCCUUCAAGUCUUCGGCCUCGAAGGAAAGCGCCACACCGUCAUUAACAUCAAGGGUAUUGAUGUGACCGCAAAGUUGCCGAUCCCCACACCUACCACGUACGAUGCCGCCGUUCGGUAUUAUUUGGAAGCCUGUGCCCCUGUAUCUCGUCAGUUCGUCUCUUCCCUGGCCGCUUUUGCUCCCGAUGAGGAGAGCAAGGCGGAAAUUGUCCGUCUCGGCAGUGACAAGGAUUAUUUCCAUGAGAAGAUCACAAACCAGUGCUUCAAUAUUGCCCAAGCUUUGCAAAGCAUCACAUCUAAGCCGUUUUCCGCCGUCCCGUUCUCUCUGCUCAUUGAAGGCCUCACCAAGCUGCAGCCUCGCUACUACUCUAUAUCCUCGUCCUCUCUCGUGCAGAAAGACAAGAUUAGUAUCACUGCGGUUGUGGAAUCGGUUCGCUUGCCUGGCGCGUCUCAUAUUGUCAAGGGUGUGACCACGAACUAUCUCCUUGCGCUCAAGCAGAAACAGAAUGGCGAUCCUUCUCCUGAUCCUCACGGACUGACCUACGAAAUUACCGGUCCACGCAACAAGUAUGAUGGUAUACACGUCCCCGUGCAUGUUCGUCACUCGAACUUCAAGCUGCCCUCUGAUCCUUCUCGGCCUGUUAUCAUGGUCGGACCUGGUACUGGCGUUGCUCCUUUCCGUGGAUUCAUUCAGGAACGGGCUGCUUUGGCUGCCAAGGGUGAAAAGGUCGGACCAACAGUUUUGUUCUUUGGCUGCCGCAACCGCAACGAGGAUUUCAUGUACCAGGAUGAAUGGAAGGCUUAUCAAGAACAGCUUGGAGACUCGCUGAAGAUCAUCACUGCAUUUUCUCGCGAGUCUUCGCAGAAGGUGUAUGUUCAGCACCGCCUGAGUGAGCACGCUGAACUUGUAAGCGACCUUCUCAAGCAGAAGGCAACUUUCUAUGUCUGUGGCGAUGCUGCGAACAUGGCGCGUGAAGUCAACCUUGUACUUGGCCAAAUCAUUGCCAAGCAGCGCGGUCUACCGGCUGAGAAGGGUGAGGAGAUGGUCAAACACAUGCGUAGCAGUGGUAGCUACCAGGAGGAUGUGUGGUCAUGAUCCCCUCCAUUGUGCAUAGGAUAUAGUGAUCCUUCUGUUGAUACGACUUCUUUGUUUCGUAUUUCUCAUGUCUAGAUGAUCUUUGCAUAUAAACUUCGCCGCAUUUCUUGGUUUGUUGCUUGGCGUGGUUCAUGUAUGCCUAGUGUUUGAUUCUUCUCCGCGGCAUUAGUUGGUUCAGCAGAGUAAUUUGGUGUGGUGUGUUCUUUACCGAGUUUCGAUCAUCGAUUAU